This is a messenger RNA of Episyrphus balteatus (marmalade hoverfly), 1670 nucleotides long. Its product is annotated as beta-1,4-glucuronyltransferase 1-like. Lineage: Eukaryota; Metazoa; Arthropoda; Insecta; Diptera; Syrphidae. The coding region runs from base 553 to 1503 and encodes 316 amino acids. The transcript has 4 exons. The record is from RefSeq and is a predicted model, not a curated record.
UGAGAUUUAGGGCUUCAUUCGCUUCAAUAAUCUCAAAAAAUGAAACUGAUUAAAUCACUGCUAUAGAUCAUUAAAAUUAUUGAUCACUUUUCACUACCUUAGAAAUUACAGCGAUGAUGAUGAGUAUUCGGUUGCAAACAAAUUAAAAAAAAGCUUUAAAUUUUCCAUUCUAUUGUAACCGCCCAUUUGUUAAUGAAUUAUUAUUUAAUACACCCGUAUUCUGCUAUUCGAUUCACGUGAAUCAAAAGAUUUCCUUACUUUACCACUUCAACAUGGCUUUGAAAAAAAGCUAAAUUUAACAAAACGUUGUUUCCCUGUGUUUUAGAAAUUUUAAAGAAAAAAAAAUUGUUUAAGUUUAAUAUUAACCCCCAUUUAAACGCUUCUAAUUUUAGACUUUCACGUAAAUCGAAUAGCAGAAUACGGCCGAUAAUGUGACUUUAAUUCCCAUCUAGAAAAUAAAUUUUAUGCAGUUAUUAAUUUUCAUUUUCAUUAACUAAUGAACCGUUUUCAACCUAACUUGGUAUAAUUUUAUCUAAUGUAUUUUCGAACAAUAUGAGAUGGAGAGCCCCUAUAAGCUUUGCAAUCCAUGCACCAGGCUAUGAUUUUGCAAAAGCUUUAGAAUCUAUUCAAUAUGUUCGGAAUUGCCUUAAAGAUAGUAGUCUUAUAAGAUCCUAUGUGACAUUUCAUUUAUAUUUCAAUCAAGAUCACAUGCCCAAUGAUAUUCCAUUUAAUGAAACAGAAGCACUUAAUACUCCAUACUAUUGUUCAAUGCCACCGCCAUAUAAAGACGUUAUACCAGAUUCGAUGUACAAGAAAAAACAAAAGCUGUUCUAUCCAAUCAAUGUGGGUAGAAAUAUUGCCCGAAAAGCUGCUUUAACACAUCUAAUAUUGGCCAGUGAUGUCGAACUCUAUCCGAGUUUAGGAUUUGUGGAACAGUUUCUUGAUAUGGUUAUGAGAGAUCCAAGUGUUUUAGGAGUUGAUGAUGAUAAACCAAGAGUUUUUCCUUUAGCGACUUUUGAAAUUGAUGAACAAGCAACGAUACCUGAUACAAAGAAAGAACUUCAAAAACUCCUUAAAGAAAGGAAAGCUAUUUCUUUUCAUCUUAAAGUUUGCUUUGAAUGUCAUAGUAUUCCUAAAUUGGCUGCUUGGAUUAAGGCGAAUGAAACGAAUCAACUUAAUGUAUUUACUGUUGGCAAAAGAUAUGACAAACAAGCUUCUUGGGAGCCAUUUUAUGUAAGCGAUAAUCGUGAACCGUUUUUUGAUGAACGUUUCACUUGGGAGGGUAAAAAGAAUAAACGUAUACAGGCUUAUGCAAUGUGUUUACUAGACUAUGAAUUCCAUGUUUUGAAUAAUGCUUUUCUGAUACACAAACCAGGAAUUAAGAUUUACAAAUAUAAUACACUUCGAGUAGAACAAACUGCACUUAUGAACAAGCUGGUGAACAAUACAAUUAUACCAGAAUAUAAAAAAAUAUAUGGAAAUAGAAAAAAAUGUUUACCUUGAUAAUUUUGUAAAUUAUAAAUAAUAAUUAAAAUUUUGUUUUCUUAUACGAUAACCUACAUAAAGAAUUAUAAAAAAGAAUGCCAUGGAUGCGCCUGUUUAUAACAAGGUCAUAUCUUCAAACCAAAACCUGUUUGGAGGCCUAGGUCCAAAGAUAUCUGCUCCCGCAU